AUGAGUGAGAACACCAGCGAGAGGAGGUUCUUCAACUAUCCUGAGGCUCAGGAGGGACCUCGUGUUCCUUACGCUAUCGAAAGGAAUCCGAAUCCCGUCAUCAGAGGACCUCUACUCGUUGCUGCUGCAUUUUUGAUGGAAUGGGUUCGAUUUAUUCGUGAAACGGCUUGGAAAAAUGCUGGUUUUGGUUCCCUCCGGAAGAUCCGGACCUACAUCGAAAACGUGGAACCAAGAUAUGACCCGACAGUCUACCCACUCGCCCUAUCACAAGAAGCCGCUAAAGAACGCGGUGAAAGAGUCCAGCUUUCGUCACUACAGCAGGAUAAUACUCAUGUAUUCAACCCAGCUCGAUUUUACUCGGCAGCCGAUUAUCAUGCUCUGUACCUCGCUGGAGAAAUUACACCCGUCGAUGUGGUCAAUGCGAUCCUCCCUCUGAUCCAGCUUGAUGGACCCCAGCCUGGUAGACAUGCUAGUGCGUGGAGAGAACUCAAGAUUGAUCAGAUCAUGAGAGCUGCUGAAGCUUCGACGGAGCGCUACAAGAACAAACAACCUCUUGGUCCUCUUGACGGUGUUCCUUCAGCUAUAAAGGAUGACUACGAUUUGGAUGGGUACUCUACAACUCUUGGAUCUUUGAAGGACUAUGCCGAGAUUCCCGCUGAAGGACAAUCAUCAACAAGCUGGAUCGUUCGCAAGCUUGAAGAAGCAGGUGUUGUCAUUCUUGGAAAACUCGCCAUGCACGAAUUCGGUUUGGACACGACUGGAAACAACCCCAACCAAGGAACGCCACUGAACCCAUUUAACCCAAAAUAUUACACCGGCGGUAGUUCUUCAGGCCCCGCCUACGCUGUCAGCGCUGGACUCGUACCACUUGCUCUCGGUAGCGACGGUGGCGGAAGUAUUCGAAUCCCUGGAUCGUUUUGCUCGGUGUUUGGGCUGAAGCCUACCCAUAAUCGACUCGCGUCCUGGCCUGGCGCCAACCACUCGCCGACAUGUGCUGUUCAGGGUCCUCUUGCUGGUGAUAUGCAGUCUCUGGUUGCUGCAUAUGAAGCCAUCGCCGAACCGCAUCCGUCAACGCAAUUUCCGCCUUUGGCCCUUCAGCCUUCGCCUCCGGUUACGAAAGUCUUGGGUAUCUUUGACGCAUGGAUUUCUCGCGCCCAACCUGGUGUUCAGUCUCUGGUUCGUGGUCUUGUGGAAUCUCUGGCUGCCAAACAUGGGUACACUCUUGUACCGAUCGACAUUCCUUUUCCCGCUGAAGGUCAAAUGGCACAUGCGCUUACCGUUCUCACUGAUGCGUCAACUUUGCUUCCUGACACCACUGGUAUCACAGCAGCCAACAAGAUCCUUAUAUCGCUCGGUCGCACGACUCCUUCCACCGAUUACCUACUAGCCCAAAAACUACGAGGAAUGUUGAUGAAGCAUCUAGCCCAUCUCUGGAAGACAUAUCCCGGUAUGAUGAUCAUAACCCCCACAACAGCUUGCGCCGGCGCACCCAUCCGCGGCGGAAAGUUCGAAAUGUCUUAUGGAGUCAACGACGGAAACUACACCCUCCAAAGCAUGGAAUACGUCUGGCUCGCCAAUUUCUGUGGUCUUCCCGCUAUCACUGUCCCAGCCGGCUACGUCAUACCCGAGGGUAGUAAAGAUGCAGGCGAAGUUGCCGAGAAAGACAUCGAAGGCAAAAUUCCCGUUGGGCUCAUGGCGACAGGUGAGUGGUGUAGCGAAGACGCACUGUUGCAAUUCGGUUUUGAUGCCGAGGCUGCUGGGCAGAACAUUCGGUGUAAGCCGGCUAUUUGGGAGGAUAUGAUUUCGAGAGCUAGAGAGAAGGCGUGGGAGAGUAGACAGGGUUAA
Fusarium pseudograminearum CS3096 is the source of this 1845-nucleotide messenger RNA. RefSeq lists its product as uncharacterized. Lineage: Eukaryota; Fungi; Ascomycota; Sordariomycetes; Hypocreales; Nectriaceae. Gene Ontology annotation, molecular function: catalytic activity. Bases 1 to 1845 code for a protein of 614 amino acids. The transcript is spliced from 4 exons. The record is from RefSeq and is a predicted model, not a curated record.